Acanthocheilonema viteae is the source of this 243-nucleotide messenger RNA. The record is from the annotation of a GenBank genome assembly. Lineage: Eukaryota; Metazoa; Nematoda; Chromadorea; Rhabditida; Onchocercidae.
AUGCGAGUGGGCGGUCAUGCUGAGGAAGGAAGUCUUGUCGUGUCAUUGGGUAACUGUUUUGCUUGUGGUAUAUUCUUGUCGUCAUGUUUCCUUGGCCUCCUGCCACAUAUCCGAAAACAUGAAGAACACAUUCGAAAUCUAUGGACUGCAACAGCUGGUCAUACCGAUCUAUCUUUACAUAUAUUUUUAAAUUCGGACUUGAUUGUUUUAAUGGGCUUUCUUUUAAUACUUCUCCUUGAAGAG